This is a messenger RNA of Tilletiopsis washingtonensis, 1187 nucleotides long. Its product is annotated as putative URA6-uridine-monophosphate kinase. The coding region runs from base 448 to 1125 and encodes 225 amino acids. Gene Ontology annotation, cellular component: cytoplasm; nucleus. The transcript is spliced from 5 exons. The record is from RefSeq and is a predicted model, not a curated record. Gene Ontology annotation, molecular function: ATP binding; UMP kinase activity. Gene Ontology annotation, biological process: CDP biosynthetic process; 'de novo' pyrimidine nucleobase biosynthetic process; UDP biosynthetic process. NCBI's taxonomy places the organism in Eukaryota, Fungi, Basidiomycota, Exobasidiomycetes, Entylomatales.
CACACUGUGACUGUCUGCUCAAGCUCGAGGCGAGCGCUGUGGCAGGCUGACGUGAGGAGCUGGUGCGCAGAGGCUCGGGGCAGCACGGGGUGGGCCGUGCGCCCGCUUACGUAAGCCAGGCGCGUGCGCUGCCAUGGCGCGACCUUGAUCGGGCCUCUCGCGCUGGCGCUGCGCCUCGUCCCCCGCUGCCCUUCUCGUCCACAUGUCUCCUCCUCCCCAAGCCCGCGCGCCGAACCCCUACGCCCUCGCCUUCCUCGCCGUCUCCUCCUUCGCCUCCUUCGUCUACGUCGUCCGCUUCCGCGACUCGGACCCGCGCAACGAGACGCGCGAGAAGCGCAUCCACCAUCCCAACCCGCUCAUUCCGCCGCGGCAUCAGAACCCGCAGUAGGGCUCCCUCCUCUGCCCACUUAGUUCGAUAGAGAGAGGAGAGGAAAGCGGAAUACCAAGAUGCCGACGUUUGACAAGAAGGAUGUGACGGUGAUCUUUGUGCUGGGCGGACCGGGAGCGGGCAAGGGCACGCAGUGUGCGAAGCUCGUCGAUGAGUUUGGCUUCGUGCAUCUCAGCGCCGGUGACCUCCUGCGCUCCGAGCAGCAGCGCGAAGGCUCUCAGUACGGCUCGCUGAUCGCAGAGUACAUCCGCGAAGGCAAGAUUGUGCCGCAGGAAAUCACCAUUGCCCUGCUGUCCAACGCCAUGAAGGCGGCGCUGGAGAGUGGCGGUGCGACUGCAAACGGAGGAGGAACCGUGCCGGAGAAGCACAGGAGCAAGUGGACGGACGGCAAGGGCAGAUUCCUUGUUGAUGGCUUUCCGAGGAAAAUGGACCAGGCUGUCGGGUUUGAUGAGGAGGUCUGUCAGUCCCGCUUCGUCCUUUUCCUGCAUGCCUCCGAGCAGACGAUGCUCGAGCGUCUCCUCGAGCGCGGCAAGACGUCGGGCCGCGCCGAUGACAACGAGGAGAGCAUCCGCAAGCGCUUCCGCACGUUCGAGGAGACGAGCAUGCCUGUUGUGGAGUACUACCGCAAGGACAACAAGGUCGUCGAGGUCGACUCGAUGAAGCCCGUCGAGCAGGUCACGGAGGACAUCCGCAAGGCGGUGCGCGAGACGUUUGCACGCUUGGGCGAGGAGGCUUGACGCAGCGCAGCGCGUUGAGAUGCCAGGCUGUGGCAUGCGUUUGCUCCGUUACUUUAUCAGCC